Ylistrum balloti is the source of this 2273-nucleotide messenger RNA. RefSeq names its product mini-chromosome maintenance complex-binding protein-like. Gene Ontology annotation, molecular function: chromatin binding. The transcript has 15 exons. Lineage: Eukaryota; Metazoa; Mollusca; Bivalvia; Pectinida; Pectinidae. Gene Ontology annotation, biological process: DNA-templated DNA replication. The record is from RefSeq and is a predicted model, not a curated record. Bases 19 to 1908 code for a protein of 629 amino acids.
ACAUUCUUCCCAUACGAAAUGCCUGUUGUUGACGAUUGGGUUAAUGAUCCAUUGGGGAUCAUUCAAAAUAUAUAUGAUAAAGAUGGUGAGGUGGAAAGUGGCGUGGUACGAGACUAUUUUGCGUCCAGAGUUAAAGGAAAUGCCAUGUCAUGGAUUCCAAGCUUGAACGACACCCCGCUGCACACACUGCGGCCUAAUUCAUUGGUACGAUACAGAUGUAUGAUACAAGAUAUGUAUGACCCUGAAUUUUAUUUGGGGUCAUAUGAGGUUGUUGACACAAAGACAGGAAAAACCAAUAUGAAGUCUGGGAAAUACAAAGAUGUUGCAGAAUGUGCAAGUUUCCAACAGAUAAAUAUGGAGUCCGCCAACAACAAGACACUGGACAGACAGACACUCUAUGGUGUGCCAAUACCUGGAGAGUCAGCUUGGGUCAAAGCAAGUUUUACUGACCGAGCGGGGGUCAAGGCCCAACCAUCAACUUCCUACACACCAGUACGUUGUAAGAGAAGUCUGGAGGAGGACUUAAGUGUUGAAAGUGAGGCAAUGGAGACUUCAGAUUCUACCAAAGUUGCUUCCAGUGAAACUACUCCAGUGUUGGAGAGUUCCGAAAAUAAGAGGACUUGUGUUAGUGACAGAGCAGCUGAAAACAGCCCUGUAUUACCAGACCUUAACUUCCCUUUACCAGAAGAGAAUGGAAUAUCCUGCCUGAUCAAGGUUUAUGACGAUAUAGAUGCAUUCUGUGUCAAUGACAUGGUGGAGUUCAUUGGUGUGUUGUCUGUAGAUCCCUCACUGGCACAGUUUGAGGCAGAGGACCAAGGCUCUGAGAGUAAAGUAUGUGCAGAUGGAUUUGAGGUAUCUAUGGAGGAAAAGAAUGCCCAUGCCCCACCCCCCUCUCUAGUGCCACGCCUUCACGCUGUCUUGGGGAUGAAACUGAAACACAACAACCCUUUACUUACUUCAUCAAGUCCACAGGAAGAUGGCUUCAAGGAAGUUUUGGCAAGGUUACAAGGGGAGAUAACUACUUUACGCCAACACAUAAUAGCUACCUUGGAACAUAUCCUAUUUGGUGAUAAACUAGCAGCAGAAUAUUUCCUGUGUCAUCUCCUGUCGUCUGUGUAUGCUAGAGCUGAUGUAAUGCCCCUGGGUAAAUUCUGUUUGAACUUGACCUGCUGUCCAACAACGCCCGAGUAUUCAGCACUGCUGCACCAGUUUCUGUCUUCCAUUGUCACUAAGAGUCAUCAUCUUCCCAUCACCAUAGACAACAUGAACAAAAUACGUCUGUGUCCCCAGAAAGAUUAUACAGCCAACCGUCUGCAGAGUGGAGCUCUGCAAUUAGGGGCUGAUACCUCGCUCAUACUGGAUGAAACUGUGCUGCAAGCUGGACAGCUUGAUGCUAAUGGUGUGAAGAACAUGACGGCUCUUGGUAACUUAAUCAACUGGCAGAAAGUAGAGUACGACUUCAGUUACCACCGACAGGAAUUUAUGUCUGAUGUUGCUGUUCUUGUGCUCUCAGAGGCCAAAUCCCUACUACCUAGUGACUGUCUGUUACCUCUGGCUGCCAGUAUUCCAGCUGGUGUCAGUUUACAGGACUAUUUCUCCAGAGUUGAUAAUUUAAUGAGUGCAGACUUCGUAAACAAAUUUCGAACCUAUCUAACAGCAGCCAAGAUGUUGGACUACAGUAUGUCUGGGGAUAUACAAACGGCUAUCCAAGAUGAUUUCGUUAACAUUCGAAAGGAUGAUCCCAAAAAUAUGACCAUUGAUGAUUUCCAUAAACUUUUGAACUUAGUCAGGUUGUUAUCAAUAAGUCACUUGCAGUCAUGUCCCACACAGAAUCUCUGGACAAAAGUCAAAGCAAUGGAGACCCAGCGCAAACAGCGGCUACCUCAAACAAGUAGAAACACUAAUUAAGUUUGUAUUGACUUGUCUAUAGCAAACCUUUUCAUUUUCAACACUGCCAUUUUGCUAAUUUUUGCUUGAAUUCUGUAUAUGGUUAAAUAGAGUUUUGAAACAAAAGUUCUGGGAUUUGUUUCUCAGCAUAUUGAUUCUAAAAGUCUGUGGUAUUUAGAAUCUAUGAAAGUUAAGUUCCUCAAACUUUCAAAGAGUAGAGAGGCAAUCUUGAUCAAAAUUCUAAUGAAAAAAUCUGAUAAUGAUUUGUAUAUGUUUAUUGAUUAUGCAUAACUGAAAUGAAUAAAAUGUGCCUUGUAUCUAGAGUUCUGUGUAUUUGUUUCCAUCCCAUACCAUGUGUUAUUGGUAUCUUGUAGUAGUUUGCAGUU